AUGCUUACGCUUUGCUCAGCACAGCUCUGCAUGCUGUUCAGUCUGAUGCUGCAUUGCACCUUCGCUCAAGGCGCUCGCCUGCUGCUCUUCACUGCAACAGCACAAGGAGCAUAUCGACACGACAGCAUUCCCACCGCCAUCCAGACAAUUACAGCGCUAGGCAACGGAGACAUCUCGCUGUCAUCGGAUGUCGCUGAAAGCGCCGUUUCUGGCGCUCGGUGGGAGACGGUAGCUUCGGAGGAUGCUGGACUCUUCACAGAGCAGGGACUCGAGCAAUUCGAUGCGAUCGCCUUUGUCCACAAUACGUGAGCUGAUGCGGACUCUUGCUGCUGAUCUCGAGUGCGUCGGGUAUGCCAAGUGGGUGCGAGGAACGACAUUGGUGCAGUCUCGCUGCGAGAUGCGACCUGUGGGCUCCUUCGAAAGUGGUACUCGACUUGACCUGCAGGACGUCAGCUCAUGCCGCGCAACACAUUGCUGCUUCCCUCUUGUUUCCCUUUUGCCAGCGACGUAGAUCCGCCGGGAACUGGGACCAUCUUGUCCUUCGAUCAAGCAUCUGCUCUCCUUUCCUACAUUUCCUCCGGCGGCGGCUACGUUGGAGUGCACAGCGCCGCCAACACGCUGUACUCCACACCAGGAUAUGGCAGACUGGUUGGGAGCUUCUUUGACUAUCACCCUGCACUGCAGCGCGUGAGCAUCGGUUCUCUGAGCAAGGACCAUCCAAGCACCAGUCGCUUUCCCGAAUCCCUCAGCAUUCGGGAAGAAGUGAGUAGCAGAGGCGUGCCAAGUCUGUGCUCGUGAAGCUGCAUUGCUGACGACUUCGAUUAUUCCUCAUCUGAUCUCCUCACCGUGCCCAGGUGUAUCACUUCCGCACAGAUCCACGUCGACUUCCAUCUCCGGCACACGUGCUGCUGACCAACACCUCAGCCUUUCAAGAUCCGGGCGUGAAUGCGCAAGGCUUUAGGAACGGCUCGGAUGGAUCGCCCAGACCUUUGGCGUGGUGGAGAGAGGGGAAUCUGUUGGACGUACCCGAAGAGGAGCGUAUCGGCGGAGGUCUGGACGACUACGAAGGCGACGGCAAUCCUCGAGGUGGUGCCGGUGAGCGAAGCACCGCCUCGUCGUUGACUCGCUGCCCAGCUGAUCACAGACCGUCGACUCGCUUUCCCAUGUCGAUCUUGAUAGGGCGCAGCUUCUACACUAGCCUGGGCCAUCUGAACGAGACGUGGCAGGUAAGUCUGCUGCUUGCUGAGGCGUCGAGUGGUCGGUGUAACGCUAAAGGCGAUGGGACAUCCACUCCUCUGCCUCCCAGGAACCCGCAUUUCAAGCACACAUUGCAGGCGGUAUUCAUUGGGUCUUGUCGAGCCCGUGAGUCUUUCGCUGAAGUUGCACACAGCCUCUUGACUGCUAAGAGUGCUCCAGCACACACACGUCUCCCCCCUUUUCGCGAACGUAGAACUGUGAAGAGCAACACGGGUAGCGCUUCGAUAGGCUCCAGCGGAACACCCACCGAUCAAAGUGGAAGACCUACCUCCACCGCUAGGGACCAGAUCGGCGCUGCAGAUGUCGCGGCCAGCCCUGUCAAGGUGUCGCCUGGGGCCAUGUUCCUGUGCGCUGUGGUGCUCUCUUCACUAUGGGCAGUACAGACGUGA
Molecule: messenger RNA, 1646 nt
Organism: Ceraceosorus bombacis
Lineage: Eukaryota; Fungi; Basidiomycota; Exobasidiomycetes; Ceraceosorales; Ceraceosoraceae
Source: the annotation of a GenBank genome assembly